Dioscorea cayenensis subsp. rotundata (Guinea yam) is the source of this 747-nucleotide messenger RNA. Its product is annotated as 60S ribosomal protein L23A-like. Gene Ontology annotation, biological process: ribosomal large subunit assembly; translation. The transcript has 4 exons. Bases 116 to 583 code for a protein of 155 amino acids. The record is from RefSeq and is a predicted model, not a curated record. Gene Ontology annotation, molecular function: structural constituent of ribosome; rRNA binding. Lineage: Eukaryota; Viridiplantae; Streptophyta; Magnoliopsida; Dioscoreales; Dioscoreaceae. Gene Ontology annotation, cellular component: cytosolic large ribosomal subunit; ribosome.
GUAGUUUUCCCUCUCUGAUCAAGAGCUAGGGUUUCUCCGGUCGAGCGGCGGGAGCAGUGCUUGCAUUCUCAUCAGUUUAGGUACUUACCUGAGAUAGAUAUCUUGCAACUACCAGAUGGCUCCACCAGCUAAAGCUACCUCCAAAAAACCUGAUGGCAAAACACAGGCAUUGAAGGUUGCCAAGGCUGUGAAAUCUGGAGCCUCUACUCUAAAAAAAAAAUCUAAGAAGAUACGUACUUCUGUAACCUUCCAUCGCCCAAAGACACUGAAGAAAGAAAGAAACCCAAAAUACCCCAGAAUUAGCGCCGCUCCAAGGAACAAGCUGGACCAUUAUCAGAUUCUCAAGUAUCCGCUGACCACUGAAUCUGCUAUGAAGAAAAUUGAAGAUAACAACACCCUGGUGUUCAUUGUGGAUAUCCGGGCGGAUAAGAAGAAGAUCAAAGGCGCUGUCAAGAAAAUGUAUGACAUUCAGGCAAAGAAAGUAAACACCCUUAUUAGGCCUGAUGGGACCAAGAAGGCUUAUGUCAGAUUGACUCCUGAUUAUGAUGCUCUUGAUGUGGCAAACAAGAUCGGUAUCAUUUAAAGCUUCUUUCAAGCUGAUGGCAGGGCAAUUUUAUUACUGCAUUACAUUUCUCCUGCUGUUUAGGCUGUUGAACUUUUGUAACCUGAGUUUGUACUGUUUGAUACAUUUUGUCAUGAUUAGACAACUGGUUUUUAUCAAAAUCUUUGCUUUUUAAAGUUUACAUA